AUGACGGAAGCAACUCGCGAGGCGGAAGAAGGCGGUGGUCAAGACGAAUCUGCUAUAUCAAAUGCGGACGAUAGUCAACCCUUCUUUUCACAGCCCGAGUCACAUACACCGGCUUCUCCGACACAGGUUCAUGGCCCUGCACCAAAGCCAUCUGAGCCCAUGGAAAGCACGCCCCGCCGUACGUCCUCAUCUGUCUUUGUUGAUGCACUCGAGCGUCCUCUUUCUUCUGAUGCUUCGGCUCAGACACAACGAAGUACCUCGGGGCCUUUCGCGAAGCUGUCUGAGCUGCGUCCUUCGGCACUACGUCGCACGGUGUCUCGGCCAGAAGCUACGAACCUCAUGGAUCAAGCGUCUAACAGAAGUGCUCGAGCGUCAUCUUCGAAAACGAGUGAUGGGGCCAAUGGUGCAUCCUCUGCAGACAUCACGGCAGGCACACAAACACCCGAACAACCUUGGAACUCUAACCCUGCUAGUGAGUCUGGAUCUGACACGGAAUCCGACACGAGCACGUCGGACUCGAGCUCCGACUCUGAUGAUGAUGCCGCAUCGCGCCCGACACUUCCUGCCUCCAAGAUGGCUGGUGCUAAUGUAACUGCUUCAGAAGACAACGCUUCCAGUGCCAAGCGUAAGCGCACAUUUUUUUCGGCACUUAGUGAAUAG
Messenger RNA from Malassezia globosa CBS 7966, 660 nucleotides. RefSeq lists its product as uncharacterized. Lineage: Eukaryota; Fungi; Basidiomycota; Malasseziomycetes; Malasseziales; Malasseziaceae. Bases 1 to 660 code for a protein of 219 amino acids. The transcript has a single exon. The record is from RefSeq and is a predicted model, not a curated record.